AUAAAAGGAAAGGGUUAAACCAGGUACGAUACAGUAGCAACAGUGACAACCCAUCUGCAGCCAACAUGAGCAACACCGGCAUGAACAUGAGGGGCAAGAUCAUCUUCUACGAGGAGAAGAACUUCCAGGGCCGCUCCUAUGAGUGCAUGAGCGACUGCUCCGACAUGACCUCCUACCUGAGCAGGUGUCACUCCUGCAGGGUGGAGAGCGGCUGCUUCAUGGUCUACGACCGCCCCAACUUCAUGGGCAACCAGUUCUUCAUGAGGAGGGGCGAGUACGCUGACAACAUGAGCAUGAUGGGAAUGAGAGACUGCAUCAAGUCUUGCCGCAUGAUCCCCAUGCACAGAGGCCAGUUCAGGAUGAAGAUCUUCGAGAAGGAGAACUUCAGCGGUCAGAGCCACGAGCUGAUGGACGAUUGUGACAACAUCAUGGAGCGCUACCGCAUGUCCGACUGCAUGUCCUGCCAGGUGAUGGACGGCCACUGGCUGAUGUACGAGCAGGCCAACUUCAGAGGCAAGAUGAUGUACCUGAGGCCCGGAGAGUACCGCAGCUUCAGGGAGAUGGGCAUGAGCAUCACCAGGUUCAUGAGCAUGAGGCGCAUCAUGGAUUCCUGCAACUAAAAGUUCUCUCGAUGUUCACUGGUUCACCCAUCAAAUGCAACUAAAUUAAGAAAUUGCUGCACUACUUGACUGUUACCAUCUCACUGUCACUGUGAAAUAUUAUGCACUACUACACAGAAAUAAAUAAUGGGUCAUGAAACUA
This is a messenger RNA of Scophthalmus maximus (turbot), 762 nucleotides long. RefSeq names its product gamma-crystallin M3. The transcript has 3 exons. Gene Ontology annotation, molecular function: structural constituent of eye lens. The record is from RefSeq and is a predicted model, not a curated record. Lineage: Eukaryota; Metazoa; Chordata; Actinopteri; Pleuronectiformes; Scophthalmidae. Gene Ontology annotation, biological process: visual perception; lens development in camera-type eye. The coding region runs from base 66 to 620 and encodes 184 amino acids.